AUAUUUUUGGACUUUUCCGUGCGCGCUAAGAAGAAAUUUAAGCCGUCGUGUUGUUCCAGAAAAUGGAAAAAUCGCAAAAUUUCGUUUAACAUGCGCUGGGUCUCGUCGUCGUCGCUGCGCUUGGUUUUGUUGUGAUAAAAACGGACCUUUUUCCGGGUGUUCCGUGAUCCUUGCCGAUCCGUUUCGUUGUGUGUCUGUGUUCCGGUGAACCGAGAAUCGUGCCCCUGGUGGCCCUGGAAGUGGCCGAUUAGCUCGUGGUCAGGAUGUGCUAAAGGCGCGGCAAAACGCAAACACUCCCGGAGUGGCACGCGGUGGCCCACCUCCCACUUUUCCAUGCGGUGGUGCUGGGCGGUCGCUUCGUCGUGAAUCCGCGUGAUUUCGCCGAUGUGCCCCUUCCGGUGCGGCCGGUCGAUGACAUCGAAACGUUCUCCACGUUGAUCGUGUGCCCGGCAAGCACACGGAAAAGCAUGUCCCAUCGUUAAACGGGAAGGUUCUACCCCGAACACAGAAGACGAGCGGGUGAUGGCUGUGAUAAUGAUUUUAAAAUUGAAAAGCAAAGUAAAUCGAAACUCAUAAAAAACCAUCAAAAUAUCACGAAACGACGUCGUCGGCAGCACACGGCACAAUCAUCAGCAGCGAGCGGAACUACAGGAGUUGCCGCAGCACCAGCAGCAUCAUCAUCCCCCCCGAAAUUCCCUUUCCCCUCCACCAUACAGACACCCAAAUGUCACAGGCGGUGGAGAGUGCCGGCGCGAAGAUUGCAAAUUGCUCGAAACCCUUCGAGUGUACGGAAUGCCACAAACUGUUCCGGCAGCUGAGCACCUUAACCAACCACAUGAAGAUACACACCGGCGAGAAACCGUACAAGUGUAUGAUUUGUGCGAAAGAAUUCCGCCAAACGACAACGCUGUCCAACCACCUGAAAAUACAUACCGGUGAAAAACCGUUCAACUGUAACUUCUGUGGUAAGCAGUUCCGCCAGCUGAGCACCCUUUCGAACCACCAAAAGAUACACACGGGGGAAAAACCGUUCGAGUGCACGGUAUGCGGCAAACAGUUCCGCCAGUCCAGCACACUCAACAGCCAUAUCAGGAUACAUUCGGAUGAUAAGUUCUGCAUAAAACCCUUCAAAUGCAGCAUCUGUCCGAAGGAAUUUCGCCAGACGACCACCCUUUCAAAUCACAUUAAAAUUCACACAGGUGAAAAGCCGUACGCCUGCACGUACUGCAACAAAACGUUCCGCCAGACGGGAACGCUUUCCAACCAUCUUAAGAUCCACACCGGCGAAAAGCCGUUCGAAUGUUCGGUAUGCGGCAAACAGUUUCGUCAAUCCAGUACCUUGAACAGCCACAUACGUAUUCACGCGGAUGAUAAGUAUUGUAAACCAACGUCACCAACAACCCUCGGCACUACGGCAGCCGGUGAGCUGAGCAUUAAGCUCGAGGACAUCAAACCCCUUUACACGCUGAUGUAAGCCGAAGGGCAGCCGGUGGACGAGAAGGAAGGACGGAAGGUGAUGGAAGCGCAGGACGAUGUACAGAGGACGGGACGAGAGAUACGCGAUGGACAAAUACAAUCAACGUCGUCGUCGUGGUCGUGGUCGUCGUCGUCGUCGCUGCACGUCGACGCCGAAGGGGCAGCCUAGCACACAAAGCACAAAGCAUCGUUUCGUCCGAUAAUUCGCGUUAUUGACUUCACGUUGUUGUUAAUUUUAUUCUCGCCGCCGAAUGGCCACCGAUCGUUGCAAUCGUCGGUACGAUCGUGACGGUGAAACGCAGGAUACACAGGAGCUUACCGCGCUAAUAAAUUGUUGCAAUUUAAGUUAUAAUAACUUUAUCGCUACCAAAAAAAAAAAAAUACUACCAGCAGCAGAAGCAGCAGCAGCAGCAGCAUCAGUAGCAUGGUUUAUUCAUUGUUGGGAUUGAGUGGUGCGGUGCCAACCUCCCGACUACGGUCCCGAACUGCUGGUGGUACCGAAGAAAGUCAAUUUCAGUCGAGAUGAGAACGAUCACCACCCCAAUCGCUCCUGUCAGCCUGCACGGCCUGGGCGUUGAUACUGGCGUUCCAAUCGCCUCGAAAGGGGCGUUUUGAUUCGAUAUAUUUGUUUUAAUGGUAGAAAAAAAGCAAUUUCAUAAUUUAUUACCGUUAAUAUCCCUUUUUGGGGAGCGAUAGUACGUUAUAUGCUGUCUAUGCGCUCCUGCCCAUAACGAAAGAACGUACGCUUGAUUAAUGUUAUUUAUUUGCUGAUUAACAAAUCGACGAUGAGCGGUGUACUCGGGGUGUGCACAGUGUACACCGUAUGUAGUAUGAUUGUGUCCCUUGUAUGCUUUCGGUAUAGUUAGACCGAUCUGGAAUAGUCGAAGCGUAGCGUUUCAUGUUACCUACCAAUACCACCACCCCGUGCGUGGAGAUCUCGGUUGAAUGUGUGUUUGCCUGUCCCUGCUUUCACCAUGAUCCUGAUAUGAUGGUGUGAUGUCCUGUUGUAAAGAAAGCGGAAAAGCAGUGAUGCGGGAGGAGGUAGCCACUUCUACUUGGAGCAGAUAGGAGUUCUUUGUACAGAAAGGUAUUUAUAAAUACGAGCUUCGUUCUCCUCCCUCCCUUCAGUGGUUCUAGUAUGUGUAAGAGAGAGAGAGAGAGAGAGAGAGAGAGAGAGAGAGAGAGAGAGAGAGAGAGAGAGAGAGAGAGAGAGAGAGAGAGAGAGAGAGAGAGCGCGAUAGUUUCAGCGAGACAAAGAUGGAGGUAUAACCACCUGAAUGACUGAUAGCGAAUGCAAAUCCUUUAAAGAGAAUAAUUGGUUCCAUUCUAUGUAACAGAACUAUCGCAAAAUUUAAACAGGAAACCCCGAGACGAAACCGUUGGAGGAGCUGGUGGUGGCCAAAGCAAAGCCAACAAGAGGGAAGCAGAAGACGGUGGGAGAUGCACAUCUUUACGCGUUACAGGGCCAUACCGUGAACCGGGGCAAAUUGUGUUAGUAUAGUAUGAAAUUGAAUUAAUGUAGCAAAAGAUGAACCACCAUACGGUACGGAGGGGAGGAUUGCUGACGGGGAUGUAUCAGUUGGGCAAACUUAUGUGAUGCACGGAAUCAUUAUGUAAUAAAACCCCUGUAACAGAAGAUACAAUCUGUUCGAAACAGAA
Anopheles darlingi is the source of this 3135-nucleotide messenger RNA. Its product is annotated as gastrula zinc finger protein XlCGF8.2DB-like. Lineage: Eukaryota; Metazoa; Arthropoda; Insecta; Diptera; Culicidae. The coding region runs from base 725 to 1474 and encodes 249 amino acids. The transcript is spliced from 6 exons. The record is from RefSeq and is a predicted model, not a curated record. Gene Ontology annotation, cellular component: nucleus.